AUGUCCGCCAAAGAGGCAGCGGAAACGUACCGCACCGACCCCGCCGGCUGGCGUCUUAAGGUCGGCGAGGACAGCCAUGGCCAGCACAAGUGGGUGUACCUCCCGCCUGGCCCGCAGCGUGACGCGUGGCCGCAAACAGUCGUGGACAAGUACUCGAUGGGGCUGCCGACGGGGCUUCCAGAGCUGCCGAAAGCGCAGAGCGCGUUUGAGGCCGCUCAGAACGGACUCAAGUUCUACCGCGAACUGCAGAGCGAGGACGGCCACUUUGCGUCCGAGUAUGGAGGCCCUCUGUUCCUCACGCCGGGGCUCGUAAUCGCAAUGCACUGCUACGGUGUCGAGAUGCCGCGUGAGCGCAAGGCCGAGCUCAUCCGCUACCUCUUCAACAAGCUGCGCCCGGAGAUGGGCUGGGGCCUACACACGGAAGCACCACCCACCGUGUUCGGUACGGUCAUGAACUAUGUAGCCUUGCGUAUGCUCGGCGUCGGGCCGGACGAUGGGCCGAUGACGGCGGUCCGCGCAAAGAUCCAUGAACUGGGUGGCGCGGCAGGCAUCCCCACCUGGGGUAAGGUGUGGCUCUCGGUCCUCGGGUGCUAUGACUGGGAUGGCGUCAACCCCACGCCGCCCGAGCUGUGGUGCCUCCCCGACUGGGUGCCGUUCGCGCCAUGGCGCUGGUGGAUUCACGUCCGCGUUGUCUUCACGCCCAUAUCAUUCCUCUGGGCCUCGCGAUACGUUGGGCCUCAUCGCCCGCUUAUCGACGAACUGAAAAAGGAGAUCUACACGCAACCUUACGAGUCGAUCAACUGGCCAGCACAGCGCGAGAACAUUGCCCCUGUUGACUUGUACAACCCGCAUCACCUUGUGUUCAAGUCCCUCAACCGCAUCCUUGCCAUCUACGAGAAGAUGCCGUACAUGUCGUGUGUUCCCUCACUCCGCAAGGCCGGACUCAAGGCAGCCUACAAUCAGAUCGUCUACGAAGACGAGAACACGGGGUACCAGACCAUCGGGCCUGUGUCCAAGUCACUCAACAUGAUCUGCCGCCUCGCUAAAGAAGGACGCGACUCGGAGGCGUGCCGCCUUCACCUCGCCAAGGUCGACGACUUCCUCUGGAUGAGUAAGGACGGCAUGUUCAUGACGGGAACGAACGGCUCGCAACUUUGGGAUAUCUCGUUCUUGUCGCAGGCAGUGGUCGAGACGGGCCUCGCGAACGAGGCGGAGAACAAGAAAAUGUGCAUCGACAUGAUCGACUGGCUGGACAAGUGUCAGAUGCGCCAGAACCCGCGCUGGCACCGCGAGGGAUACCGGCAGUCUUCCAAGGGUGCAUGGCCUUUCUCGACUCCGGAGCAGAGUUACACCGUCUCGGACUGCACGGGCGAGGGCCUCAAGGCGACAAUGGCACUCCAGUCGCUCAGCUACACGCCCAAGCCCGUGAGCCUCGACCGCAUGCGCGACGCCGUCGACGUCAUGUUGUCGAUGCAGAACCCUUCGGGCGGCUACGCGAGCUAUGAGCUGCAGCGCGGCAGCGAGCGCAUGGAGUGGCUGAAUGCCGCCGAGGUGUUUGGCAAGAUCAUGGUCGACUACCUGUACCCCGAGUGCUCGACGUCCGUGCUCUCGGCGCUUGAGCACUUCCGGAAGAUCGACCCCAAGUACCGCGCCGUCGAGAUCGCAGUGUGCAUCGACCGCGUGGUGGAGUGGAUCCACCGCGACCAGCGCCCCGACGGCUCGUGGUACGGUUCGUGGGGUGUCUGCUUCACGUACGCGACAAUGUUUGCGCUUGAGUCGCUUGCGAUUGCGGGCGAGACUCACGCCAACUCGGAACGCGUGCGCCGUGCCUGCGCCUUCCUCCUCAGCAAGCAGAUGGCUGACGGCGGUUGGGGCGAGACGUACAUGAGCUGUGUGACGGGCGAGUACACCCACCACGAACAAAGCCAGGUCGUCAUGACUUCGUGGUCCGUGCUAGCACUGAUCUACGGCAAGAGCCCGGACCAUGAAGCCAUUCGUCGCGGCUGCGCGCUCAUCAUGAGCAGGCAGUUGCCCGAUGGUGCAUGGGCACAGGAGGGCACCGAGGGCAUCUUUAACAAGAACUGUGCGAUAGACUACCCCGCGUUCAAGCAUAUAUUCUGUAUCUGGGCAUUGGGCCGCGCCGCAAAGUACCUUGGCGAGGCCUAA
Messenger RNA from Cutaneotrichosporon cavernicola, 2166 nucleotides. RefSeq lists its product as uncharacterized. The coding region runs from base 1 to 2166 and encodes 721 amino acids. Lineage: Eukaryota; Fungi; Basidiomycota; Tremellomycetes; Trichosporonales; Trichosporonaceae. Gene Ontology annotation, molecular function: lanosterol synthase activity. Gene Ontology annotation, cellular component: lipid droplet. Gene Ontology annotation, biological process: triterpenoid biosynthetic process; ergosterol biosynthetic process. The transcript is spliced from 8 exons. The record is from RefSeq and is a predicted model, not a curated record.